AUGGUGCUGCUGGCACCAUCGAUCAGUGCACUUAGAAAAUUAAUUGGGGUUUGUGAGGAUUAUGCCGCCUCGCAUAGAUUGAUGUACAACGUCAAAAAGACUGAGUAUAUGGUCUUUGGGGUCGCCGGUAAGAAGAGUCCUAACAAUGUGCUUCCCAUAAGUCUCAAUGGAAUUCUAUUGAAGAAAGUAACUCAUUUCAAAUAUUUAGGACACUAUAUUGCCGACGACCUCAAGGACAAUAUGGAUAUAGAACGCGAGCGCAGGGCACUGACGGUGAAGGCGAACAUGCUGGCUCGCAGGUUUGCUCGAUGUACGGUGGAGGUGAAGGUCACUAUUUUCUGGGCUUACUGCACACCACUGUACGCGGGGGUUCUGUGGGCCAGCUAUACCCAAGUCUCGCUCAGGGCCAUGCGCUCGCAAUACAAUAACGACUUCAGGACGCUGAUGCGGCUGCCGCGGUUUUGCAGUGCGUCUGCCAUGUUUGCUGAAGCCCGUGUGGAUAGUUUCAUGGCAGUCUUGCGCAAAAGAUCAGCAUCUAUGUUGAACAGAAUACGUGGCAGCGGUAACAGCCUCCUGAAGACAAUUGCAACUGUCAUACCAUGCGAGUUCGGGGCGGUUGUGGUGGCGUCGGCGACGUGGUAG
Molecule: messenger RNA, 642 nt
Organism: Hyposmocoma kahamanoa
Lineage: Eukaryota; Metazoa; Arthropoda; Insecta; Lepidoptera; Cosmopterigidae
Exons: 2
Coding region: 1-642 (213 amino acids)
Source: RefSeq, a predicted model, not a curated record